GGGCAAUUUUUAAAUAUAGUUGAAAUAAAUACGCGAAUAUCACUUUGCGUGAAUAUGUGCUUUGAUCAUGAGUCUAACUGGAUAGCUGUGUAACAAUUAUAGUCUUUUAUUGUACGUAAUGAUGAACAGGCAUGGGAAUUGGAUCAAAUGGCUUCUUAUGUUACAUUCGAGCAGGAAACUACAGCACGUAGACCGCACGAAGCGGAGAGGACACCUCAUUCACCUUUUUCUUGGACCGAUCAUGGCCACUCGAAGGCGAGAUGGACGAAACGAUCGGUCCGUGCGGUUAGCCGACGGUGCGGAACCGGAUGGGAACCGGGAGCCGGCACCGUGCGGCGGGACUGGAGGCGUAAGGGAGCCCGUAGGAGCGCUGCCACCAUGGAUGCGGUUGUAUUUUUACGGUAUGCACGGAGUCACGCUGGACGUCAUCCUGUCAUCGGCGCGCACUUUCCUGGAGGACAAUGACUUCAGACUGCUGGGCUUCUCCUCGCCUUACUUCUGUGUCGUUCACUCGAUAACGCAUUUCGCGCUGGAGAAAGUAUAUGCGCAGAAAAGCAGCUUUCGGAGAAGCCCUCUCGUCUUCCACUGUAUCUUCUACCCCUCGGUGUACAUCGGGCUGCAGAUUUUAAUAGGGAAUCCGACCGCCCAUACGGGUAGCUUGUCGGCGACGCAAAUUGCUAUUCAGUACAUCAUUGCACUAUAUUAUUCUAAGGUAUUUUACAGGACGAUCACGCGCCUCCAGUACCACCCCCCCGGGGAUGGUGCGCUGACAGAGAAGCGGGACUCUGACCAGGGGUUGCCCGGCGCCGUGCGGUUCGCCUUCUUCGGCAUGCACGGCUUUCUGGAUGAGGUGCUGUUCACCUCCAUGUGCAACGUGAUGGAGAGACCGGAGCGGAGCCAGGGCGGCUACACGUCCCUGUGGUCCUUUCUGAUCUACGGCAGCUGCGGCGUGGUGGUGGAGAAGCUUUACGUGCACCUGCACCUGGAGCGCGGGUGGAGCGCCGGGAGGAGGCUCCCCGUCUACGUCUUCGUCAUCUACUCCUGGGAGCUGUGCUGGGGGCUGGCGCUGCGCCACUACGGCGCCUGCUCCUGGGACUACACGCACUACCCGCUCAACUUCAUGGGGCUCAUCACCUUACUCUACCUGCCCGGGUGGAUCUUCCUCAGUCUCUACCAGGACGUUCUGUCUAACGUCUUGAUGCGUGUGGUGCUGUGUGCCAAAGAGGGGACGCCCGCAGGGACCGGUGUAAAGGAGAAAUCCUCACAUGAUGUAGCGUAUUAAGUGAUGCUGUAAUAAUAUAACCCAUUGAACGCCCUUCAUAACGCGCCGCGGUGCUCAUUUACUCACACAACUGCAACGGCAUAUAUAAAGACGCGUAACUUAAAACGUGUAUUUCUCCAGAGAAACCAAUGUAGCUGUAAACACAGCUUUAAAACACGUUUACGGUGUGUCUUUUAAUAAUUUUAAUCUUCAGACUUCGUAUCAUACAGCCCGGCGGUACUUUUUAAAUUGAUGAUUCAGAAAAUUGAAUUUUCCAUUUUAGACCCUUGAUAUGCUGUAAUUUCGGACACACUGCACGAGUCUUGGACCUAUGUGAUAGACCUCAAACGGUAGAUCGCGGUAGCAUUUUCCAGUUCCUAUGUCAAAGAUCCAUAGGCGUCUUGUAGCUAUAUAUAAAUAUCCCCCAGUGUCGUAACCAUAUGUAGCAAAAUAAACACAUUUGGUGCCAAAUUUCGUUUUUCUUUUCAUGCAGCUACAAAAAAAAAAAAAAAAACAGGCUGGAGGUGAAGCCCUUGCUAUCCACCGCUUUUCUGAAAGAAACGCAAUGUGCGUUAAUAACAUGGAUAAUAAUAAUAUGGAGACGAUACGCAUGACGGACAGACCUUGCGGAGGUGGUCGCGCCGCUCGCUGGCGCCGGUUCCCGGGGCACAGGGCAGCAUGGAGCCGUGCCAGGGACCGUCCUUUGUGUCUGCCGCGUGGAAAGGGCAGAAUUCACCGCAUUGAUAUUAGUUUUAUAAACGGGAUUUUUCUUGGUGUAAAGUCACGCGUCUCUGAUUCCUACUAUCCAAUUGCCUGAUCCUGAUGGAGUUUUGAGACUUAGGGUGGACCAAACUAAAAGAUAUUUCAUAAAACCUUACACUGUGAUGUUAGUAGUUUUCAAUACAGGGUUUGCUUUUUCUGCAGAGGAUCGAAGCAAAAACCCAACGAUCCGUUGUUUUAUUAAACAAUUGUAAUACUUUUUUUUUAACAGAUCUAAGCAGUAUCUUGCACUGUUUUAUCUCUUUGGGCAUGGUUUAAUCUUUGUACCAUAAUUCGGGGUAUUGCUUGGUGCUCUAAAUGUAUUUUAUUAUGGAAUGAUGUCAAUCAGUUUGAUAAUGUAUUUUUUUCCUCAGGCCUUGAUUUGCAGGCAAUAAACUUGUCUGGAAAAAAACAG
Messenger RNA from Paramormyrops kingsleyae, 2435 nucleotides. It is a transcript of the gene tmem229a, whose product is annotated as transmembrane protein 229A. NCBI's taxonomy places the organism in Eukaryota, Metazoa, Chordata, Actinopteri, Osteoglossiformes, Mormyridae. The record is from RefSeq and is a predicted model, not a curated record.